GGGAGCAGAGGCUGUGACAGCCCCGGGGAGUGCGGGCAUGGCGAGGUUGGCCCCCCACGUGUCCCCUAAAUGGAGGGGCUUCGCUGUCAUUUUUGGGGAUCACGUCUUGCUGCUGGGGCUGCUGCUGCUCCCUGGGCACGGGGGUGCUGCUGGGACACGAGGGCCGAUGUCCCACGGAGAGCGGGUGACACCACACUGGCUCCUGGGGGGUCGCAGCCGGCGAGCCGUCAGCCUGGAUGAUGAGGUGCCAGCGCCGGCGCGGGCGGAGGUGGCUGUGAUGGCUGAGGGCAGAGAGCUCAUUCUGGUGCUGGAGAGGAACCAGCUGCUGGCACCAGGCUAUACUGAGACGCACUACACCACAGAUGGGCAGCCCGUGACGGUGACCCCCAACCACACGGACCACUGCCACUACCAUGGGCACGUACGGGGCCACAGGAACUCCUGGGUCGUCCUCAGCACCUGCUCAGGAAUGCGGGGCUUGAUUGCGGUGAGCAGCAAUGAUACCUACUACCUGCACCCUGUGGGGACACCUGAGCCGAACCACCACCUCAUCCACAGAGCAGAGCACCUGCACAUCCCUGGUGGCACCUGUGCCCACGGCAGUGACUUUGGGAACACUAUUGAUGACAUCACCCGGCUCUUCCAGCUGGUGGACCGGCGGGUGAAGAGAGAUGCCUGGAGGACCAUGAAGUACAUGGAGCUCUUCAUCGUUGCUGACCACACGCUGUUCAGGAACCAGAACCUCAACCUGGGCCUCACCAAGCAGCGAAUCGUGGAGAUCGCCAACUACGUGGACAAGUUCUACAGGUUGCUGAACAUCAAGGUGGCCCUGAUUGGACUGGAGGUGUGGACGGAGCGGGACCAGUGCACUGUCACCAGCGAUGCCAACGCCACGCUCUGGGCCUUCCUGCAGUGGAAGAAGGCUCUGAGGGCUCGCAAGAAGCACGACAACGCGCAGCUGCUGACCGGGAAGACAUUCCGGGGGACGACCAUUGGCAUGGCCCCACUGGAGGGAAUGUGCAGUGCAGACAACUCCGGAGGGGUCAGCGUGGACCACUCGGAGCUUCCCAUUGGAGCAGCAGCCACCAUGGCCCAUGAGAUUGGCCACAACUUCGGCAUGAGCCACGACAGCCAAGGCUGCUGCGUGGAGGCCACCCCGGAACAAGGAGGCUGUGUGAUGGCAGCGGCCACCGGGCACCCCUUCCCACGUGUCUUCAGCUCCUGCAGCAAGAGGCAGUUGGAGAACUACUUCCAGAAGGGAGGUGGCAUGUGUCUCUUCAACCUGCCCGACACCAAGGACCUGGUGGUGGGACGGAAAUGUGGCAACGGCUUUCUGGAAGAUGGAGAGGACUGUGACUGUGGGGAGGUGGAGGAGUGCACCAACCCAUGCUGCAAUGCACACAACUGCACGCUGAAGAUGGGGGCUCAGUGUGCCCAUGGUGACUGCUGCCAGAACUGCAGGCUGAAGGUGGCUGGGACCAUCUGCAGGGAAGCAGCAGGAUCCUGUGACCUCCCUGAAUACUGCACUGGUGCCUCACCCUACUGCCCAGCCAAUGUGUACCUGCUGGAUGGCUCGUCCUGUGCCUAUGGUGAGGCAUACUGCAACAAUGGCAUGUGCAUGACCCACCACCAACAGUGUGUCCAGCUCUGGGGACCAGGAGCCUGGCCAGCCCCAGCUGCCUGUUUCCAAGAUGUGAACAUGGCUGGGAACACCUAUGGCAACUGUGGCAAAGACAGCCAAGGGCGCUACGUGAAGUGCGACAAGAGAGAUGCCAUGUGUGGCAAGAUCCAGUGCCAGAGCUCAGCCAAGAAGCCCCAGGGGACCAACACUGUCUCCAUUGACACCACCAUCCGCUUCAAUGGACGGGAGGUGAAGUGCCGGGGCACCUACAUGUACACUGCCAAGGAUGAUGAAGAAGACCUCUCCGACCCUGGGCUGGUGAUGACGGGGACGAAAUGUGGAGAUGGAAUGGUUUGCAAAGACCGCCGGUGCCAGAACGCCUCCCUUUUUGAGCUGGAGAAGUGCGUUUCCCGGUGCAACGGCCAUGGGGUUUGCAACAGCAACAAGAACUGCCACUGCAACGCGGGUUGGGCUCCUCCAUACUGCGAGAAGCCGGGCUUGGGAGGCAGCGUGGACAGUGGCCCCGUGCAGCAUGACAAUCACGAAGCCAUCUUGGUAACAAUUCUGCUCAUCUUCCUGCUCUUCCUCCCGGUCCUGGUGGGGAGCAUUUACUUCUGGUACCGGCGGGAGAACUCGCUUCUGAAUAAGUGGAUCAAGGAGGUGAGGAGGAGGAGCCGGGAGACAUACAGGAACACAACCUUCGGUCGGAAGGCAACCAGUGGCCAUUCCAAAGCUGCUUUCACCUUACGGAACAUUUCCACCUCCAGCCAUGAUAACAAAGCGGCGCGGGCUGCGUUCCCCCCCAAAACCUGCCCUCGCCAACCUGGCUUCCAACCCGUCAACGUUGUCCAUCCCUUUCGACCACCUCCUCACUCCAUCCCUCCACGCCCAAGGGACCCCAAGCCUGCCAGACCACCUCCUCCAGCCAGCAAGUCGCCCAUGGUCCCCACCAAAACAGUCGUCUCUCAAGCAAAGCUGCCUCCUCCUAAGAAACCUCUUCCCUCCAGCCCUGUGAGGACGCCAGUGGUGGGCCCAAAGCACCAGCCGCCACGUCGGCCACUGCCUGGAUGUCCUUUUCUGGCCAAAGAGCUGCCUCCUGCACAUGGACAGACCCUGCUGGUCACGGUCCCUCCUACCAACUUCAAGGCCUUUGGUACAAGUGCCACGAGCCACUCGACGAGGCCAUCCAAGCCGAUGCCACCUCAAAGGCCAGUCCCAGCCAUCAAAGUCCAGUCAACCUCCUUCCCCUUGAAGAAGUGACAAACCAAAGGACACCUUAAGCCCAUCCUUCCUGAGCUGGCUCUCCUGAUUUGCACUGCUGCUGGCGACAGGGGUCUUCUAUUCCUCUCAUUUUAUUUGUUGGGUAUUUUUUUGUUUUUUUUUUGUUUUUGUUUUUGUUUUUUUUUAUACCAGAGGACUAUUUUUAUAAGACAGAAUGAGUACUCAGCACAAAACAGUAGUGGUGGGGGGAGGAGAGGGGAAAUUGGUACCAUGGUGUAACUGAGGGUUGUAGUGUGGGGUUACCACGGUGGAAACUCCACCACAGCUCUUGGCAUCACUUCUUUGCCAGUUUACCCACCAGCUUUGAUUUCUUAUUGACAUUGCACAUGGGCUGGCUGGGGUGACCUGGGGUCAACCAAAAGCUGUGUAAUAUCCUUCUAGCUACCUCCUCCUUCCCCUCCAGUCAUGGUGAGAUCCCCCACCGCCCACUGCCACCAGAGUUCAAUGCUGGGCAUUGUCUCCGGGGAGACAUUUGCCAUGAGACAAAAGUGGUUGCCAGUUUGGACUGUGCCAUCUGGUGCUGGGACAUAUCCGUGAAGGAUCCACGUUCUCAGGCUCCUCCUGGCCCCCCUACCUGAUUGCACAAGAACAGACAGUGACAACCCUGGGGCCGCACCUGGAAGGAGAAGCCAUCUGGGAAAUGGUUUAAUGUCUGCAGUGCUAGUGACAGCUGGUUACCAGGGUGCUUUCAAGGGGCUCAGGAGCUCUUCAAAAACGUUGCAUUUUCCCCACUCAUGGGGCAAGCCCAGAAGUGGUUUGUGAGCUGCUAUCACUGCUGUCCGAAGUGGGAAGGAGCCACAAGCCAGGAACAAGAGUGGGAAGACCUCCUGCCUGUGCUGUUGGCUUGCCCAAAGGCCUUGGCCAAGCCAUUGCGUCUCUCUGUGCCUCAGUUCCCCCCAUCUGUAAUAUGGGGGGUAAUACCUACCUCACAGGGAUGUUGUGAGGUUUAACGAACUGAUGUCUUGAAAGGGCUUUACAAUCCUCAAAUGAAAGGUGCUCUUGACUUGCACAGUA
Gallus gallus (chicken) is the source of this 3916-nucleotide messenger RNA. RefSeq names its product ADAM metallopeptidase domain 33 (gene ADAM33). Gene Ontology annotation, molecular function: metalloendopeptidase activity. The coding region runs from base 38 to 2881 and encodes 947 amino acids. NCBI's taxonomy places the organism in Eukaryota, Metazoa, Chordata, Aves, Galliformes, Phasianidae. Gene Ontology annotation, biological process: proteolysis. The record is from RefSeq and is marked provisional. The transcript has 24 exons.